Messenger RNA from Angiostrongylus costaricensis, 808 nucleotides. NCBI's taxonomy places the organism in Eukaryota, Metazoa, Nematoda, Chromadorea, Rhabditida, Metastrongylidae. The record is from the annotation of a GenBank genome assembly.
AAGCUUAUUCACUUUAACCAGAAUUUAUUUAGCACUACUAGUGGUAAUCAUCAGUGCAGAGAAAAGCGAAAAAUUCCACCCUCAUUACCAUCGCGGAUUAAUGUCGAUUCAAUGCCUACCGAUUUGCCUUCAACAGUGCGAGUCUUCUUGCCAGAAUAUCCAGUGUGCGCAGAACUGUCAGCCCAGCUGCAACCAUUUUGUUCCAUCUUUUGUUAAUAUAAAGGUAAAUAACAACAGCUGCAACAACCUGUGCAACCAGCAGUGCCAGUCGUCCUGCUACACUCCGAUCUGUGCUGCGUCCUGCCAGCCAUCCUGUUCCGUAGCCUGUGCUCCGGCUUCACAAUGCAUUCCAGUAUGCAUGCCAACGUGCUCGCCGUCCUGCAUCCAACAACAACAACAACCGAUCGUCGUGGUUGUGCCUCAAAACGACGGCUGCUCGAAUUUUUGCCAAUCUCAGUGCUCGUACUGCACGACACCCGUCUGCCUGCAGACUUGCACCAAUCAGUGCCUCCAGUACUGCAAUCCGUGCCAGGGAAGUUCGUGCAACAGCAAUCAACAACAGAUCAUCGUCAUCCAACAAGAACAGCAGCAAACCUGUCAAAAUCAGUGCCAAAACAGUUGUGUACGCUCGUGUCAAGCAUCAGUACCAGUACAGCAGUGCCAAACGAUUUGCCAGCAAACUUGCCAAGAAACUUGCCAGCAAGCCUAUCAGAUUGUGAUUCCAUGUCAACAAACGAGCUCCGGUUGUGGCUGUUCCUCUGGCUACAUCCAAUGUGGUGGUUCGUGUUGCCGUCGACGUAAAGUCUAG